Molecule: messenger RNA, 2064 nt
Organism: Coccomyxa subellipsoidea C-169
Lineage: Eukaryota; Viridiplantae; Chlorophyta; Trebouxiophyceae; Coccomyxaceae
Exons: 18
Coding region: 1-2064 (687 amino acids)
Cellular component (GO): cytoplasm; microtubule; membrane
Molecular function (GO): GTPase activity; GTP binding; microtubule binding
Source: RefSeq, a predicted model, not a curated record
AUGGGGCCCCCCAGCGAUGAUGCUGACCUCUACACCAAUGCAGAAGCAAUACUUCGCUUUGAAGCAUACAGCCGACUCCAAGCAGCUGCUGUUGCUUUUGGAGAAUCUCUGCCGAUACCAGAGAUCGUAGCUAUCGGAGGGCAGAGCGAUGGGAAGUCUUCACUGUUGGAAGCAUUCCUUGGAUUCAAGUUCAACGUCAGGGAGGUGGAGAUGGGCACUCGCAGGCCCCUCAUUUGCCUAAUGGUCCACGAUCCCACAGCGGAGACACCGCGCUGCAGACUUCAGGCAGAGGACUCUGAGGAAUUUGGCUCACCCAUAUACCCUGAGACUGCAGUGGCUGAGGCAAUCAGAGAGAUGACAGAGGCCCACCUGCGCCAAACAGGAGGCAUAGGAACCGUGUCAGCCAAGCCAAUCGUGCUGCGUGUUGAGUUUGCAUAUGCGCCCAAUCUGACCAUAAUCGACACACCUGGAUUCAUCCUCAAGGCGAGGCAGGGAGAGGGAGACAGCACUCCCAAUGACAUCUUGGAGAUGGUCAAGGCUCAAGCUGCUCCUCCCAACAGGUUGAUCCUCUUCCUCCAGCAGAGCAGCGUCGAGUGGUGCAGCUCCCUCUGGAUGCAUGUUGUCCAAGAGCUUGAUCCGCACUUCCAGAGAACGAUCGUGGUGGCCAGCAAGUUUGACAACCGUCUCAAGGAGUUUGCAGAGCGCUGGGAGGUGGACCGGUACCUGUCUGCUGCAGGCUACCUGAGCGCAAAUGUGAAGCCCUUCUUCGUGGCGCUGCCAAAGGAGCGCACCAUCAUCAAGAGCAGCGAGUGGAGGGAGCAGAUCCAGGCCGUGGACAGGGAUUGCCUGCAGCACCUGCGCAAGGAGAUCGCUGGCGGGUUUGACGAGGAGCGCUUUGGAUCCUGCAUCGGCUUCGGCAACCUCAAAAGGUAUUUGGAGGAAGAGUUGGCCCGGAGGUACAGGGAUGCAGCACCGGCGACACUGGCGUUGCUGCAGGAGCGCUCCAACACUCUGGCAGCCGAGCUGGCGCAGUCGGAGUCAAAGCUGCAUGACAUGCAGGACACGGCUUCCCUCAGGCGACUGGCCAUGAAGCAGGUGGGAGGCGCGGUGACGAGCUUCCAGGAGAUGCUGCUGGAGGGCGUUGCCUCACCCGAGCUCAUGCAGCACGGCCUCACACUGGAGGAGGAGCGCGCAGCCAGUGGCACCCCUCAGUGGCCGGGAGUGCAGGGCGCGGCGGACGUGGCGAACGCAGAGCUGCGGCUGCUGGGGGGAGCCUCCUUCGAGCGCAGCAUGGCCGACUUCCAGGCCGCCGUCACCCAGCUCCCCUUCCCUGGCGUGGGUCACGCGAGCGUGGCAAAUGUGCUGCUGUCGCUGAGCCUGAAGGGAGCGGGUGGCACGGCGGCGGCUGCGCGGGCGGCGCAGGAUGUGGCGCGGUCGGCGGCGCGGACGCUGCUGCUGCCGCUGCUGGACCGCCUCAUCGCGCGCCUGGCUGCCGUCCUGCUCCGCACCUGGCACAUCGCCGUCGACCACGCCGCGCCCCAAGACAGCGCGCUGCGGCCGUAUGUGGCGUUCAACGCGGAGCUGCGUGCUGCGUUCCAGGCGUUUGUGGGCGGCCUGGAGGAGCACUGCCGCGGCAUCGUGCGCCACCAGCUCGACGUGGCCACCAGCGCCUACGCUGCCAAGGCCCACUCCAUCGCCGCGCUCAGCCUCGCGGACGAUGAUGACUGCGAGGAGAACAUGCCACCUGCGCCCACCCAAGUGAACAAGACGUACAGCAGCGUGUGCGCGAUGGCGGAGCGUCACUUUAUGGCAAUCCGGCGCAGCGUGGCGGCCGAGGAGGCUCCGGCGACGCUAAAGGCCGCCUUCCUCGAGCCCAUAUCGCGCCGCCUGGCCACAGACCUGUCCAUCCACCUCUUCGCGCGCACCGACCAGCACUUCAUGACCUGGUUUGCAUCUCCUGGGGCGGUGGAGGUGCUGACUGCAAAGAGGGACGGCCUGGCACGGAGGGUAGAGGGACUGGUCAGGUGCAAGAAUGAGUUUGCAGAGCUGGCGCGCUGCUUGUAG